CUUUAUGGACUUGCCGGAUGAAUUAGACGAUUAUGGAUUUGAAGACUAUGGUCCAGAUUGUGACAGCAUGAGGUUAACGGCCUUCUUGGACAUUCCAGGCCAGGAUAACCUCCCCCCACUUACUCGCCUGGAAAAAUAUGCUUUCAGCGAUAACAUCUUCAAUCGUCAGAUUAUUGCCAGAGGACUACUUGAUGUCUUCCGGGACUUCAGUAACAAAGAAGAAGACUUCUUAACAGUAAUGGAGAUGGUAGUCAGAUUGUCUGAAGAUGCAGAGCCCACAGUGCGGACUGAGCUGAUGGAACAGAUUCCUCCUAUUGCCAUUUUUUGGCAAGAAAACAGAUCAGAUUUUCCAGUGGUGUUCUCUGAAUAUCUCAUACCUAUUGUAGUGAGGUACCUCACAGAUCGAAACAAUCAGGUUAGAAAAUCAAGUCAGGAAGUGCUCUUGAUUCUUCUGGAACAAGAUCUCAUUUUCCAGCAUGAUAUUGAAAACAAAGUGUGUCCAGUUCUGCUGGAGCUGUCUGCCCCAGACAGUGAUGAGGAAUUCAAAGCAGAAGCCGUGAAUGUAAUUUGCAGAAUGGCUUCAAUGCUGAGUAAGAGCACAGUUGAACACCUGCUGCUCCCUCGAUUCUGUGAACUGUGUGGUGAUGAGAAGCUCUUUCAAGUUCGAAAGGUGUGUGCGAAAAAUUUUGGUGAUAUUUGUCAUGCUGUGGGACAAGAAGCCACUGAGAAAUUUCUGAUCCCAAAGUUUUUUGAGCUCUGCUCAGAUAAUGUUUGGGGGAUGCGAAAAGCCUGUGCAGAAUGCUUCAUGGCCGUGUCAUACACCACCUCCCCUGAGGUCCGCAGGACCACACUGUCGCCUCUCUUCAUCAGACUCAUCAGCGAUCCCUGUCGAUGGGUGCGCCAGGCUGCCUUCCAAUCCCUUGGCCCCUUCAUCUCCACCUUUGCAAGUCCUGCCAGGGCUGGCCUUUAUGUUUGCGAGGACGGCACCCUGAGCACCCGACCACAGACCCAGGAUUUGGACACUGAUUUUGCCUCCCGCUUACCCAGUCCUGAAAGUUGUGUUCAUACUUCCUCAGCCAGUUCAACAAAGCCUGUGCGGAUAGAGCCAGAUCUACCCAUGGAAGGGAUAUCAACGGAAACCAGUGAUUUUAUGCAUGUCGGUAGCUCCUCUACUGGCCUAAUAGAAAACCCAAUGGAAAACUCUGCCUCGGCUGGAGCUGAGUUGACCAGGCUUUCCCCAGAAGCCAGUCCCUUCUCGAAGCUCCUAGAUAUUAAUGAUCUCCCCAUCAACAGCCACCCUGGACCAGAUUCCUGUGCCUGCCCAGGGAAUUCGAAGGAUGUGUUCAAUAAUUUCCUUUAUUGGAGGACUCCUCUCCCUGACAUAAGCAGGGACUUAGAGUUGUUUCUGAGCAAGGCUGGGCUGCGGGAAGAAGGCUGCAGCAGACCCGAGACUAACAGCUGUGUGGCCAGCAGUGAGAUCCAAAAAGUCCUUGAUAGUUUGCAGGAGCACAUGAUGAAUGAUCCAGAUGUUCAAGCUCAAGUUCAGGUAUUAUCAGCUGCACUGAGAGCUGCACAGCUUGACUCUGUGAAUGAACCUGAGAGCAAGGUGUCAGAAGGUCUGGAUGAAGUGUCCAUUUCAGACCCUGGCUCUGCCUCUGACAGUCAGAUGACCCUGUCGGCCUCAUCAUCUCCGGAUGAGCUCUCCGUGGCCAGGGCAUCACCACGCUCAGAUCUAGCUGAACCCCGAAAUGGAACCAGUGACCAUCUGGAGACUGAGCAGAGACAUGACUGCACCCCACUUGAGGAGAAUGAAUCUAAGUUACAGGAUAUAAUACCUCAGCCUCUGCUAGAUCAGUAUGUGUCAAUGACUGACCCAGCUCGAGCCCAGACUGUUGAUACUGACAUAGCCAGACACUGUGCCUACAGCCUCCCGGGAGUGGUGCUGACCCUGGGCCGGCAGAAUUGGCACUGCCUGAAAGAUACUUAUGAAACGCUGGCUUCUGAUGUCCAGUGGAAGGUACGUCGGACCCUGGCCUUCUCUAUUCACGAGCUGGCUGUGAUUCUUGGGGAUCAGUUAACAGCAGCCGACCUGGUGCCCAUCUUCAAUGGAUUUUUAAAGGAUCUGGAUGAAGUACGCAUAGGAGUUCUUAAACACCUGUAUGAUUUUCUAAAGUUGCUUCAUGAAGACAAGAGGAGAGAAUAUCUUUAUCAGCUUCAAGAAUUUGUAGUGACCGAUAACAGCAGGAAUUGGAGGUUUCGAUAUGAACUAGCAGAACAGCUGAUACUGAUUUUGGAACUCUAUAAUCCCAAUGAUGUUUAUGAUUAUUUAAUGCAUAUUGCCUUAAAGUUGUGUGCAGAUAAGGUUUCUGAAGUUCGGUGGAUCUCCUUCAAACUAGUUGUGGCAAUUCUGCAGAAGUUCUAUUCAAACAGUGAAAGUGCAUUGGGGUUAAAUUUCAUCAGUGAACUCAUCGUAAGGUUUCGGCACUGUUCUAAGUGGGUUGGAAGGCAAGCUUUCGCUUUCAUUUGUCAGGCAGUGGUGAGCGAGGAGUGUGUCCCCGUGGACCAGUUCGUUGAGCACUUGCUUCCUAGUCUCUUGAGCCUUGCGUCGGAUCCUGUGCCAAACGUGAGGGUUCUGCUAGCCAAGGCUCUGAAGCAGACACUGUUGGAAAAGGCAUAUUUUAGAAAUGCUGGUAACCCUCAUCUUGAAGUCGUUGAAGAGACCGUCUUAGCUUUGCAGUCAGACCGGGACCAAGAUGUUUCAUUUUUUGCCACCCUAGAACCAAAGCGGCAGAAUGUUAUGGACACUACUGUACAAGAAAAAUAGAAUUAACUACUCUGUGAUGAAUUGUAAUCUGUUCAUUUCAUGCUUGGCAUAUAUUGCUUAUCAUAACUUGAAGGGGAGCUGAUUGUAUUAUAUCUGCUGAGGGGGAAAAGAUUUCUGAAACUUUUUACUGUGCACUCAAAUGACUGACUUCUUUCCCGGCAGCCCCGAGGGACUAAACCCUGGAUGGGGGCUUACUUCAGAUGGCUGGGCCUGUGCUAUGUUCCCCACCCCUACCAGCCCAAUCAGUAACAGUCUGUGGAAAGAUUGCAGACCCAGACAGCUGACCGGGUAUCAGGGCCUCUGUCCCAUGAGAUUGCCUGCCAGGGAUUUGUUUUCUCUGUGAUGGACUAUAUUAUUUAAAGUCCCUCCUUCCCCAAAUAAAGGUUAUGAGAAGUUUUUAAGUCUUUAAUAGACUUGCAUAUUUGCUUCCCUUAUGCUUUUCUAUAAAAUAUAGUUUAUGGCAUAAAAUUUUAUUUUUAACUGAAAUACUGUACAUAUGUAAAUAACUCUUGACAGGAAGAAAAUAUGUUAAUGUAAUAUUAGCCUCCUAUCAGUGAGCUGAACAAAUACAUCAUUUAAAUUUAUGCUCCACUUUGAGUUGCUGCAAAUAUAGCUCAAUUUGUUUACUUUUGAAAAAAUGUGAUAGUUAAAGAAAUCUACUAAAGAAUGACUUAUGGCA
This is a messenger RNA of Galeopterus variegatus (Sunda flying lemur), 3503 nucleotides long. Its product is annotated as serine/threonine-protein phosphatase 4 regulatory subunit 1-like. Gene Ontology annotation, biological process: protein dephosphorylation. Lineage: Eukaryota; Metazoa; Chordata; Mammalia; Dermoptera; Cynocephalidae. Gene Ontology annotation, molecular function: protein phosphatase regulator activity. Bases 5 to 2824 code for a protein of 939 amino acids. The transcript has 19 exons. The record is from RefSeq and is a predicted model, not a curated record.